UCAACUUUAAGCAUUUAUUCAAUACCGGUGAAAAAAUUUCAGAUGAGCCUUUCAUUCUAGCAUCACAAGCCAUUCAGGUCUUCUAUGUUCCUGAGGGAACCGAUUCAGACUGGUUUUCUGUUUCUCAAUCAAAACCAAGAGACUACUAUGACCUUGAUAAUUUGGAGAUUGAGCAUAUCGAAAAUGGCAAUGGACUAGUUGUGCCAUUACCUGAUUUAAAUGUUGGUGUUACUGUGGAUGUUGUUAAUGGGAUUAUCCCUGCUGUUAGGACAGAUAUAGAUGGUAUAAUUGUUGAUCGAAAAAAGUCUAGAAAGAAGAGUACAAAUGUCAAGCGCAAGAGGAAACAAUAGGGAAGCUUUUAUCAAUCCAUAUGAGCUGCAGAGAAUGGCACAAUGUGCAAGGAACCAAAAGAAGUUCACUGAGUUGAAACUUGGACAAUGUACAAGGGCCUUACAACAGCCAAUUCAACCAAGGAAAAGAUUGAAGAAAACUCAGGAGACAAGGGAAGCAACAGCUACCAAUCAUAAUUUGCGGCCAAGGCCUGAAAGACCAAAUUCUGAUAUUGCAAUUACAAAUGAGGAAAAUGCUAGCUAUGGAGUAACUGGAGACUUCUUAAGUGAGAAUGAAGAUAUGCAUAGUAGUACAAAAAAGAAGAGGAAAGGAGGAAGGAGUAUCACUAGAAUGGAUGAUAUAUUAUCAAAGGAACCUGGCAGCAUGUCUAAAAUUAAAAUAGAACUAAAUGACAAAGGGCAGCCUAUUGGAGAAAAUUAUAGGAAGCUUUCUAGUGUUAUUGGAGUUCAAGCUAGGAAAACGUUGCCACUUGGAUGCUCUGAUUGGAGGCUUGUGGAUGGUGAAAAGAAAAUAACACUUUGGAAAGAAAUCAAGAAACGAUUUGAUAUAGAUGACAAAGCCUUGGACUGGGUUAUGUCUAGUGCUGGAGCGAAAUGGAAGCAGUUUAAGGCAAAACUUAAGCAACAAAUUUUUGAUGAAACAUUGACUGAUGAGGAACUCAAGAACUUACAUGGUCAUAGAAUAGAUGAUCAUGAAUUGGAAUCUCUUCUCAAAUAUUGGAGGUCUCCCGAGUCUCAAGCUCUAGCGGCAAGAGGAAAAGACAAUCGUGCAAAGGUGAAGUUUAUGCACACGUCUGGUAGUGUGAGCUACGCUUCUGCUGCAUAUAAACUGGGUCAGCAACUUGGGCGCCCUCCUCGAAGAUAUGAAGUCUAUACAAAAACACAUACAAGAAAAAACGGUGUGCCUUUAAGCCAAGCAGCAACAACAAUUAACGAGCUGAAAGAAGUUGUUCAAGCCCGUCCGGAGUUGAUGGAUAGAACGAUUCAGCAAGGUGAUGCUUUUGUUGCUGUUUGUGGAGUAAAGGAGCCAAGGGGGCGAGUCCGUUGUUUGGGUUUGGGACCAACUCCUCAAGACAUUGGUACCCCAGGACUUAAGGCAUACACAUCGACAAAGCUCCAAAUACAAGUUUUGGCACGUCAAAAGGCUGAAAGUGACCUUAGAGUGCUAGAACAACGUAUCUUGGAAAUGCAAGAAAGGGAAGCGCAAAGGAUGGCGCUAGAACUUUGAAAUGUCGAAACACUCUCACAGCAUGGUUCUAACUCAAGACAACAAAUGAGCCCAAGAUGUGAGGGAUUCGAUGAGGCCAAUCAAUAUGUUGAAGGUGAAGAAGAUGAUGACUACAUAGGGGGUGGCAACUGCAAUGAGGAACCUUAUGAUGAGGAACCUGAACAUGAAGCCAAUCAGCAUGCUGCAGUCCAUGCAGCCUCAGCUGCCAUGAACAAGACAACAUCACCACCAAGGAACAAUGUCCAAAAGUUUACACAUGAUGGACUUGCUGGAAGUGAGGUCAUCUUAUUUGCCAUGUUGAGUAACGAAAAAGUGGGUAAGGCAACUGUUGUUUCAGUUAAUCCAAACAACAAGCUAGCAGGUGUGGCUCUUGGAACAAAAUUUUGUGAAGUUGUUGUGAAUGUUGUUCUUAGACGUGAAACAUUAGUGCCACGCCCUUAUGCUAAAAUUAAGACACUAGGCGAUGCUGUACAGAUGCCGAUUGCUUGGCCAUUUAAUCGACUGAAGGUUUGCAGUCAGCAACCAAGAUCUUCUCAUGGUGCUGCUGGUUCUCAAAGAUCUCAAGCGGCUGUCGGAUCAUCUCAGAGAUGAUAAAUGGAGCUAGGCUGCUAGGCUAUUGGCUGUUAAUUUAGAGCAAAUAUGAUUUCUUUUGGGCUACACUACUGUAGUGCUUGUUUUGGACUUGAACCUGAUGGUGCUAUCUUUUGCUUGAUGGCUUUUGAUAAAACAACUAGCUGUACACAAACCUGAUGGUGCUACUGGCUGCUGUCAGCUACAAUGUCUUUGUAUUUUGGCUUGAUGGCAACAAGCUUAAACUGUGACAUGAUUAUGGAUGUACUCCUUUGACAUAAAUGACAUGAUUAAUGUGGCCAUUUGUGUGUUGCAA
Messenger RNA from Sorghum bicolor (sorghum), 2464 nucleotides. RefSeq lists its product as uncharacterized. The record is from RefSeq and is a predicted model, not a curated record. Bases 325 to 1578 code for a protein of 417 amino acids. Lineage: Eukaryota; Viridiplantae; Streptophyta; Magnoliopsida; Poales; Poaceae. The transcript is spliced from 11 exons.